Neopsephotus bourkii (Bourke's parrot) is the source of this 6106-nucleotide messenger RNA. It is a transcript of the gene FRMD4A, whose product is annotated as FERM domain containing 4A. The record is from RefSeq and is a predicted model, not a curated record. The transcript has 23 exons. The coding region runs from base 524 to 3634 and encodes 1036 amino acids. Gene Ontology annotation, biological process: establishment of epithelial cell polarity. Lineage: Eukaryota; Metazoa; Chordata; Aves; Psittaciformes; Psittacidae. Gene Ontology annotation, cellular component: adherens junction; bicellular tight junction; cytoskeleton.
GAUCAGGAUUACCCCUCUUUAAGUCAAUCCCAGGGAAUCCACAAUCUUCCCACGAUGACGAAGUUUUCUCAGUGCUUUCUUAGCUAGCACAGAGAGGCAGUGAGCGCCAGCCCUGCGUGGGGGGAUGUUGCCAGAUUAAACCCAGCGGCACAAUAGGCAGGGCAAAGUCCCACACCUUCCCAUCACUGCUGCCGACCGGAUCCCCGCGGCUGGGCUGGGAUCGCUUGUCCUGUGCUGAAUGCAUUACGUAAGGCAGGGAUCGUUUGUCAGCCGCGAUGGUACAAACAUAGCUGCAGGCAGAUUAUGCAGAGAGAGAGAGAGAGGAGGGAGAGGGAGGAAGGUCUCUCCCUCCAGGAACUGCUCCACGUAACUGAGGAUUGCAAGUUGGCAGGUUGGCUGCUGGCCGAGCUUCCGUGAGGGUGUCGCUGGCGGUCCCUGACAUGCUCUUGUUCGUGUGGGAUGCUUGAGAGAGGGAUGAGAGACUAAGUUGGGGCACGAGGAUUGGCAUGAGGAUCGGACCAAAAUGGAAGGGCUUCUGUCUCCGAUGAGAACGAAGAUGACGGAGGGCCGCAGAUGCCAAGUGCACCUCCUCGAUGACAGGAAGCUGGAGCUGCUCGUUCAGCCAAAGCUUUUGGCCAAGGAGUUGCUUGAUUUGGUGGCAUCUCAUUUCAACCUGAAGGAGAAGGAGUACUUUGGAAUUGCAUUCACAGAUGAAACGGGACACUUGAACUGGCUCCAGCUGGACCGCCGGGUGUUGGAACAUGACUUCCCCAAGAAGUCGGGACCGGUUGUUUUGUAUUUUUGUGUCAGGUUCUACAUUGAAAGCAUCUCCUAUCUAAAGGACAAUGCCACCAUUGAGCUGUUUUUCUUGAACGCCAAGUCCUGCAUCUACAAGGAACUCAUUGAGGUUGACAGUGAAGUGGUGUUUGAACUGGCUGCAUACAUCUUGCAGGAGGCAAAGGGAGAUUUUUCAAGCAAUGAAGUUGUAAGGAAUGAAUUAAAGAAGCUGCCAGCGCUUCCAACACCAGCACUGAAGGAGCAUCCCUCCCUUGCUUACUGUGAGGAUCGAGUCAUUGAACAUUACAAGAAACUAAAUGGACAGACAAGAGGUCAAGCAAUUGUGAAUUACAUGAGCAUUGUAGAAUCCCUCCCAACAUAUGGAGUGCAUUAUUACGCAGUAAAGGACAAGCAGGGAAUUCCUUGGUGGUUAGGACUUAGCUACAAGGGGAUUUUUCAAUAUGACUACCAUGACAAAGUGAAACCAAGAAAGAUCUUCCAAUGGAGGCAGCUGGAGAACCUCUAUUUCCGAGAGAAGAAGUUCUCUGUGGAGGUGCACGACCCGCGCAGGGCAUCUGUGACCAGGAGGACUUUUGGGCAUAGUGGCAUUGCUGUGCAUACGUGGUACGCCUGUCCAGCACUAAUAAAGUCUAUCUGGGCUAUGGCCAUUAGUCAACAUCAGUUCUACCUGGACAGAAAGCAAAGCAAGUCCAAGAUUCAUGCUGCAAGAAGCCUGAGCGAAAUUGCGAUUGACCUGACUGAAACUGGAACACUCAAGACCUCAAAGCUGGCCAACAUGGGGAGUAAAGGCAAGAUUAUCAGUGGUAGCAGCGGGAGUCUUCUGUCAUCAGGUUCCCAAGAGUCAGACAGCUCUCAAUCUGCCAAGAAAGACAUGUUGGCUGCACUGAAAUCCCGGCAAGAAGCUUUGGAAGAGACACUGCGCCAGCGCUUGGAAGAGCUGAAGAAGCUCUGUCUCCGGGAAGCGGAGCUCACAGGAAAGCUGCCACGAGAAUACCCCCUGGAUCCUGGGGAGGAGCCGCCUAUUGUAAGGAGAAGAAUAGGAACUGCCUUUAAACUGGAUGAGCAGAAGAUCCUGCCUAAGGGAGAGGAGGCAGAGCUGGAGCGCCUGGAGAGGGAGUUUGCCAUUCAGUCCCAGAUCACGGAGGCUGCUCGGCGCCUGGCCAGUGACCCAAAUGUCAGCAAGAAGCUGAAGAAGCAGAGGAAGACAUCCUACCUGAACGCACUGAAGAAGCUGCAGGAGAUCGAGAACGCCAUCAAUGAGUAUCGCAUCAAGUCUGGGAAGAAGCCAACCCAGAGAGCCUCCCUGAUCAUAGAUGAAGGAAACAUCGCCAGUGAAGACAGCUCCCUCUCAGAUGCCCUUGUUCUCGAGGAUGAGGACUCUCAGGUCACCAGCACAAUCUCCCCUCUUCAGUCCCCACACAAAGGACUCCCUCCCCGACCCCCCUUGCACAACAGGCCGCCCCCCCCGCAGUCACUGGAAGGCCUCCGCCAGAUGCAUUACCACCGCAACGACUACGACAAGUCCCCCAUCAAACCCAAGAUGUGGAGCGAGUCAUCCUUGGAUGAGCCCUAUGAGAAGGUCAAGAAGCGCUCCUCACACAGUCAUUCCAGCAGUCACAAGCGGUUCCCCAGUACUGGGAGCUGUGCUGAGGCAGGAGGGAGCAGCUCGCUGCAGAACAGCCCCAUCCGGAGCCUUCCCCACUGGAAUUCCCAGUCCAGCAUGCCAUCGACGCCGGAUCUACGGGUACGCAGUCCGCACUACGUCCACUCCACACGGUCAGUAGACAUCAGCCCAACCAGACUGCACAGCUUAGCUCAGCACUUUAGACACCGGAGCUCCAGUUUGGAGUCGCAAGGCAAGCUCCUCGGCUCUGAAAAUGAGACAGGGAGCCCCGAUUUCUACACCCCAAGGACUCGUAGCAGUAAUGGCUCUGACCCCAUGGACGACUGCUCUUCCUGCACCAGCCAUUCCAGCUCUGAGCACUACUACCCUGCUCAGAUGAACCCCAACUACUCUACCCUGGCAGAGGAUUCCCCAUCGAAAGCCAGAGAGCGGCAGAGGCAAAGGCACAAAUCGGCAGGCAACCUGGUCUCGUCCAAUUCAGGGAGUAUGCCCAACCUGGCUGCGAGGAACGGGACGGGACACCACCGUGUGUACCUGCACAGCCAGAGCCAACCCUCCUCCCAGUACAGGAUCAAAGAAUAUCCCCUCUACAUUGAGGGCAGCUCCACACCCGUGGUGGUGCGGAGCCUGGAGAACGACCAGGAGGGACACUACAGCGUGAAAGCACAAUUCAAAACCUCCAACUCCUACACGGCGGGGGGGAUGUUUAAGGAGAACUGGCAUGGGGAUGAAGUGGACUCUGUCAGGCUCACCCCUUCCCGCUCCCAAAUCAUAAGGACUCCAUCUCUGGGCAGGGAGGGCCACGAGAAAGGCUCGGGUAGGACUGCGGUGUCGGACGAGCUGCGGCUCUGGUACCAGCGGUCCACGGCCUCCCACAAGGAGCACAGCCGCCUCUCGCACACAAGCUCCACCUCCUCGGACAGCAGCUCCCAGUACAGCACAUCUUCACAAAGCACCUUUGUGGCACACAGCCGGGUCACGAGAAUGCCUCAGAUGUGUAAAGCAACAACAGCUGCCUUACCUCACAGCCAGAGGAGUUCGACACCAUCGAGUGAGCUAGCAGCCACGCCGCCGGGCAGCCCGCACCACAUCCUCACGUGGCAGACCGGGAGCUACAACGAUAGCUGUUUCCUGGAUUCUCCCCUCUAUCCAGAAUUAGCAGAUGUCCAGUGGUAUGGGCAGGAAAAAGCCAAGCCUGGGACUCUAGUGUGAACCCCUGACCUCAAGUUAACCACAUCAAUGCCAUUCUGAGUUCACCUCACUGCCUCUCAUUUGCCUUACCCAGAUGCACUGUCACCCAGCACCAGCUUCCACUCCAAGCACUUUCCUCACGAUGCAAUUCAAGGCGACAUCCGCACCACACUGGCCCAGAGACAUCCACCACAGCAGCACCCCGCUGCCAGAGCAGCACACGUGAUGAGCAGCCAUCCUAACAGGCACUCAGCAAUCUACUGCUUUGCCUUUGGAAUGAUGGAAGCCUUUCAAGGCUUACAUCAAAUCAUAUUGUUCUGCGGCAUGUAACAGCAGUAAGGUUUCCAUGACCUGCGAUCUGAAGCAUUAAUUUAAAGGGGGGAUAAAAUGGGAUAGAUGCUGAGAAAUGGAUAUAACAGUCCUGAAAGCGUGUCUGUUAUGAAACAGCAAAACCAUGUUACUUCAAAGAUGUGUCAGGCUCGCAGUCAGAUCUGCACUGCCAAAGAUCACCACGCCAACAUCAGCAGGAUGAGCUCACUCAGCAGGUUCCAGCUACAAGAACAUCUGUUUUAACUCGGUACAGACACAACCACCUCCUGUCAAACAGCAUUUCCUUCAUCGCUUUGAGCCCACCUACGUGCAAAAUAACCCAUUGUGCUGAAGACCCGCUGGAGGUCUGGACUGGUAUCACAGCAUCACUGUCCACAAGCUACUUUUAAACUGGAUAAAGAAGGUUUACAGAACCAUUAUCUAAAGCAGAGGCGAGUACUGGGGCUGGCACCGGUUGCACACCACUACAUGGAGAGGUUGGGUUGUGCUGGUUGAGUUUUAAUACUCUGAUAAAUAUAAAAAUUGCCAGAAAAACCCUUUCUGCAAACAGAUACAGCCAAUAAAAUCUAAUCAAUACCUGCACAAAGCGUUAAGGUGAAAUCAAAGGGAAAGCACACAGCAAUCAAACCAACACCCAAAGCAGCAUUAAUGCAUCUGCUCCACUCCUUUCCCCUUCCUAAGCACCAGUGUAGCAAAGGGCUCGUCACCAGUGUGCUGCCGGGUGGGAGAACUGGUCCGUCGGGAAGAGCUCAACACCCAGCAGCAGAGGCAGAUCCUCCCAGUGCAAGAAGCGACCACAAGAAAGAGAAGCAACUCAGUGGGGUGUUGGACAUGAGCGAGAGCUGCCUGCUGAUACCAAAAGGAACCGUCAUGGAAGGAGCUGCAAGUUUACAUGUACUUUUGAGCAAUGCUUUACACACGUUCAAGCCAUGGAACUUUCAAAGGCCUCAAAGACACUUUUGUAACGAACAAGUGCACAAUCUGGGUGGAUGUUGAAGCUGGCACGUCUAGGCUUCACCGCGGUGCUAUGCUGUUUUUAUUGCCACUAGAUGGGGGGAGGCUCCCGGCCUUUCCCCCGUUUGUGCGAUGAUUUCCUAUGGGAAAGGCAUUAAAAGAAACGGCUGGAGGGGGGUAACUUUGGUGAAAAGCAGAAACUGAAGUUAGCUUUGGUUUAAGGAAAAGAAGAAUUAAAGUGCGAGUGUGUGUGUGCGUGUGUGUGUGUGUGUGUUCCAAGAAUAACAACAGUGUCUACCAGACAAAGUAGGGCGACAGUGAAACACCGUGGCUUGGGGGGCUGCCACACCUUUUGGUAUUAAGAUUGCUGGAAAACUGCAUUCCAGGCUUGAAAAGAGAAUGGGUUCUGCAUAAUUAGGCUUGGAAAGAUGAUGGGGUUUCUAUACAUUAACACAAGCAGCUCACACAACAGCACGUACCAGGAAUGAUCGGUGCUGUUCUCUGUGCCAGGUAGGGAGGUGGCCUCGGAUGGGCAGAAGGGCUGGUGUUUGUCCAGGGAAAGCCACAGCAGAGCCAGGAAGGGAACUCUCGUGUCCAUACAUCAUUAUUAUCCCUCUGGAAAAACAAAAUAGAACAGUUUUUAUCCUGGCAAGGGGUUUUAAAGGUGGCCAUGUGAGCCUCGAGCUUCUGGACCUCCAGGAAGCAUUGAACCCCCUAUGAUAGUAGCUGGAACCUCACAACCCAUCAGUGAAAGGACAGACAGUGGGGUGAGGUUGCACCCAUUACCUGGACGUGCAAAAUCCAGUUCCACCAUCUCUUUGUGCUUUGGGGUCUUUAACAUGGGAAUUAUCUCAAGCUCCUAAUUGGAUUUUUAGCUACGAGAUAGCACUGAUUAGUGACAUUUCCUGGUAAGACUGAGGAGCUAAAGUGAAAGGAUUAACUAAGGACCAAAUUAAGCAGCAGCAAGUAAUUCAGCCCAUGGAUUUGUAGGGGCUCUGAGCAACUGUCUGUUUUCUUUGUAAUUCCCUGUAAGUGGCUUUGGGGUUGGUUGGUUUCUGUUCUCCCUGUGUACCUUCCUUAAUUAAAAAGAAUUCAACAACAGCGGCGCUAUGAGGCCUCUGGGCAUGACAGGAAGAAGCAUUAAUUCCUCAAAGGCCAGCUCUGCAGUUUUGCAGCAAAGGUGAAAAGGUGGCAGCCCUGAACUUAGGC